Messenger RNA from Miscanthus lutarioriparius, 2193 nucleotides. The record is from the annotation of a GenBank genome assembly. NCBI's taxonomy places the organism in Eukaryota, Viridiplantae, Streptophyta, Magnoliopsida, Poales, Poaceae.
AUGGAGGCCCGCGAGGGCGGAGGUCAAGGGCAUUUCAUAGGAAGUGAGAAAGAAACCGGCGAAGGUAGUAUAAUGACCAACAAAAAGAAAAAGACAGACAGCCCCUUGCUCGACGUAUACGAGCAAAGUCACGCAGCAAGCAUUGCUUUGGCAGAGGCUACGCCUACUGUUAGGUGCGUGCAAAAACAAGUGCAGCACCAUGCAUGCAUGCUACGGGCUGCGGCUGUUCUGUUGACUGUUGGGUCUCAGAAUGUCAAAUACACAACGGCGUGUGUCGGAGUGGGAAUGCAAUGCAACGACGCCAAGCACAAGCAUUCACAAGACCACCAGACGUACGGACCUGGAAGCUCCCGCUCGCCCGCCUUCGUACGCCACCGGAUGAAGGGCGCUUGGAAGCAGAGCGGCGUGGCGGCCGAGGCCGACCACAUCGGCCACCUCGGCGGAGAAGGGUUCGUCGGGCGCGCGCGACCCGUCAGGCUCUGCCUCUACGGCCUCGCGCUCACCUUGGCCGGGUUCACGGUCUUCUUCGCCUUCGCGCCCACCCUCCCCGUGCCCCCGGCCUCGUCGCCGGCCACGGCGUGGUUCGACGGCCUGAUCGUCUCCGCAUCUCCGUACCGCACGCAGGUCUCGGGCUUCCUCUCGUCCCUGUUCCCCGCCAACUCCACCUCCACGGUGCCUCCUGGUGGCGUCGCGGCGAGGCGUGCCGGGCCGAGCGGCGGCUGGGGGUUCGCUGCGAGCGGUUCUCGAGGCAAUGGCUCCAGCGCGGACGCGGUUCGGCCCGGCGAGCAGUUGGGAAGCGGAGGUGGAGUUCCGCCCAGCAGCGUGGGCGAAGGCGAAGCUCCCAGUCCCAGCGGCAAGGAAGCGCCAGUUCCUGGGUAUGCUGCUACUGCGGCGGUGCCGAGCGGCGCGCCGCCCGAUGAUCAUGUGCAAGGCGGCGCCGAAGCCAAACAUUCCGCCGGGAGUGCCGCUGCCGAGGCGAAGGGUGGCGAGCCUGGACCUGGACUCGCGAGCGGUGGUUCAGCCCAGAAUGGCACAUCGGCGAAAGGAGGCGUGCCAGUUCGGAUCAACGGCUCCGACGACACGAACGCGAGUUCCGUGGAUGCCGGAGAUGGCAACGGGAUUGAGAACAUGGCCAGCUGCGACACGUUCUACGGGAAUUGGGUCCGAGAUGACUCGUACCCUCUGUAUCCUGCGGGAUCAUGUCCUCACGUCGAUGAGUCCUUCAACUGCCACCUCAACGGCCGGCCUGACAAAGCUUACGAGAGGCUCCGGUGGCAACCUAGCGGAUGCAGAAUUCCAAGAUUGAACCCAACUGAUAUGUUGGAGAGGCUGAGGCGAAAGAGGCUGGUGUUUGUCGGUGAUUCGCUCAACAGGAACAUGUGGGAAUCCCUGAUUUGUAUCUUGAGGAAUUCUGUCAAAGACAAGAGUAAGGUUUUUGAGGUAUCCGGCAGGAGCCAAUUCAGGGCUGAGGGCUCCUACUCUUUCUUGUUCCAGGACUACAAUUGCAGUGUGGAGUUCUUCCACUCCCCUUUCCUUGUUCAGGAAUGGGAGAUGCCAAUCACCAAUGGAAAGGGUACCCAGGAAACUCUCAGGCUUGACAUUAUGGAUUCAGCGUUUCCGAGGUACAAGAACGCAGAUAUCAUUAUCUUCAAUACUGGUCACUGGUGGACGCAUGAGAAAACUUCUUUAGGGAAAGAUUACUAUCAAGAGGGCGACCGCGUGUACAGUGAGCUGGAUGUCCAUGAUGCCUUUCGGAGAGCUCUCAACACCUGGGCAAAGUGGGUUGAUUCCAAUGUAAACCCCAAGAAAACCACUGUGUUUUUCAGAGGCUACUCAGCAUCCCAUUUCAGUGGGGGUCAAUGGAAUUCAGGCGGCAGUUGUGACAAGGAAACAGAGCCAAUAGUGAAUGACCAGUACCUCACGCCAUACCCAACAAAGAUGAGCAUUUUGGAGGAGGUGCUCCAUGGGAUGAAAACACCCGUUGUGUACCUGAACAUAACAAGGAUGACUGACUACAGGAAGGAGGCCCACCCUUCAGUCUACCGCAAGCAGAAGUUGACUGAAGAGGAGAGAAAAUCACCUGAGCUGUACCAGGACUGCAGCCACUGGUGCCUUCCUGGAGUACCGGACUCCUGGAACGAGCUUCUCUACGCACAGAUUUUGCUGGAACAGCAACAUACGAUGCAACAAUAA